This is a messenger RNA of Rosa chinensis, 577 nucleotides long. Its product is annotated as probable receptor-like protein kinase At1g80640. NCBI's taxonomy places the organism in Eukaryota, Viridiplantae, Streptophyta, Magnoliopsida, Rosales, Rosaceae. Bases 20 to 577 code for a protein of 185 amino acids. The record is from RefSeq and is a predicted model, not a curated record. The transcript is spliced from 3 exons.
CACCACUUCUGGCCACAUUAUGCUACUUGAGGAACAACCCAUUACUCACUCUUCUGCAAAAAUGGAAGCUCAAUCUCCAGGAGUCCCUGAGGUUAGAGUAGUUCACCAUCAAGAUUUGAACAAGAGCAUUCUGAUAGCACUCAUUGUUGCUUCCACCCUCCUUGUUGGAAUUCUUCUGUUCCUGUCAUGUUAUUGGAUCUAUAGACAGAAAAUGUCGAAACACUCUAUUGGGAAAAGGCAAAAGACAAACGAGGUUCCAAUAGGGACGCCAUUGAGUGCACUUAUGGUUGAAUUUAAUUCCUUGAUGUUGGGGAAUAGAAAGGGUUCGGUUGUUGUAUUCAAUUAUCAAUUGCUGGAAGCUGCAACAAACAAGUUCAGUGAAAGUAAUAUUUUGGGUGAGGGUAGUUCUGGACCUGUUUACAGGGCUAGUUUUGAUGGAAAAUUCAUUGCAGCUGUUAAGAAAGUAAAUGGCAUAAGACAGGAUGCUGAAAGAGAAUUUGAGGUAAUUCCAUCCAAAACUGGUUCUAGAUUCAGUUUCCUGAAUCUGAUUCUCUUGUUGAGGUCCUGUGUUUUAUGA